This is a messenger RNA of Chroicocephalus ridibundus (black-headed gull), 3408 nucleotides long. RefSeq names its product solute carrier family 7 member 11 (gene SLC7A11). Gene Ontology annotation, cellular component: membrane. The record is from RefSeq and is a predicted model, not a curated record. The transcript is spliced from 12 exons. Gene Ontology annotation, biological process: amino acid transmembrane transport. Bases 1 to 1512 code for a protein of 503 amino acids. Gene Ontology annotation, molecular function: L-amino acid transmembrane transporter activity. NCBI's taxonomy places the organism in Eukaryota, Metazoa, Chordata, Aves, Charadriiformes, Laridae.
AUGUUUAGGAAAGCUGCUGUAACCACCGUCUCUAAUGGAAACUACUUGCAGGGGCAAACUAAUGGCAGGUUGCCCUCUAUGGACAGCGGACAGCCAGCCCAGGAGGGAAAAGUUGUGCUGAAGAAGAAAGUGACGCUUUUGAGGGGCAUAUCCAUCAUAAUUGGCACUAUCAUCGGAGCUGGCAUCUUCAUCUCUCCCAAAGGCAUCCUGAAGAACACUGGCAGCGUGGGCAUGUCCUUGACUGUCUGGACAGUGUGUGGUAUCCUCUCGCUCUUCGGUGCCCUCUGCUAUGCUGAACUAGGAACAUGCAUUAAGAAAUCUGGUGGUCACUACACCUAUAUCCUGGAGGCCUUUGGCCCAUUACCAGCUUUUGUGAGAGUCUGGGUUGAAUUGCUCAUCAUUCGCCCUGCUGCCACAGCGGUGAUAUCGUUGGCAUUUGGACGCUAUAUUUUGGAACCUUUCUUUAUGCAGUGUGAAAUCCCAGAACUUGCGAUUAAACUUAUUACAGCUGUUGGCAUCACGCUGGUGAUGGUCCUGAAUAGCACGAGUGUCAGCUGGAGUGCCCGCAUUCAGAUUUUCCUUACCUUUUGCAAGCUUGUAGCAAUUCUGAUAAUUAUAGUCCCUGGAGUUAUCCAGCUAAUUAAAGGAGAAACACAGCACUUUAAAAAUGCCUUUGCGGGGAAUGAUGCCAGUGUAAUGGGAUUACCACUUGCUUUCUAUUCAGGAAUGUAUGCCUAUUCAGGCUGGUUUUACCUCAAUUUUGUUACUGAAGAAGUGGAAAACCCUGAAAAAAACAUACCCCUCGCAAUAUGCAUUUCAAUGAUUAUCGUCACAGUUGGCUAUGUGUUAACAAACGUGGCUUAUUUCACUACAAUCAGUGCUGGGGAAUUGCUGCUUUCAAAAGCUGUAGCAGUGACUUUCGCCGAACGACUAAUGGGAAGCUUUUCUUUAGCUGUACCAGUAUUUGUUGCUCUCUCCUGCUUUGGAUCUAUGAAUGGGGGCAUUUUUGCAGUCUCCAGGAUGUUCUUCGUUGCAUCCCGCGAGGGUCACCUUCCGGAAAUUCUCUCCAUGAUUCAUGUCCGCAAGCACACUCCUCUGCCAGCUGUCAUUGUUUUGCAUCCUCUCACAAUGAUAAUGUUAUUCAACGGGGAUCUCUACAGCCUCCUGAAUUUCCUCAGUUUUGCCAGGUGGCUUUUUAUUGGGCUAGUAGUUGCUGGGCUGAUUUAUCUCAGAUAUAAACGUCCUGAUAUGCCUCGUCCUUUCAAGGUGCCGCUAUUUAUUCCAGCGUUGUUUUCCUUCACCUGCCUCUUCAUGGUUGCACUGUCACUUUACUCUGAUCCAGUGAAUACAGGGAUUGGAUUCGCAAUAACUCUGACUGGAGUUCCUGCCUACUACCUCUUUAUUGUGUGGGACAAGAAGCCAAAGUGGUUCAGAAAGCUCCUAGACAGGGUAACUGUAACAUUGCAAAUCCUCUUGGAAGUCGUCCCAUCAGAGGAAGACCAGAAAUCAUGAUCUUCACGUACAGCUUUUGGCUUGGUGUUUCAUUUCAACCUGAGCAAGAAGCGUAGGGAGACUUCUCCCCCUACCUAACGUUCUGCGAACCGGAGGAACAAGUCACAGCUGAGAUGGAUACCGAGCGAGUCAGUUACCAGAACUGUAUUUUACGACGUUACAAAAUUUUUGUUUUAAUGUGGAUGGUUUAUGUGUAGAAAGCCAGAACUUGUGCUAUGAGGGAACUCAUCUCUUCACUAUCUCUUUUGUUCCAGUGUCAUAUUUUAACAAACUGUAGAUUUGUCAAACUAGGAUUUUUGGUUGCGUUUUCACUGCGAAUAGGUUUAAGCGAUGCGUAAGUAAUAGUCGGGUGUACUGUGAAGAAUGUAUCCUGCUUGCUGUCCCUGAAGGACCCAACUCUCACCAGAGAAAGGGUGAGAUAAAGCUGCUGAGUUUCACUUACUAAUGUUCUUCCCGUCACUCCGUUUGGCAGCCAGAUUUGACUUCUUUUGGCUCGCUGGGAGCACCAGCACAGGGAUGCAGAAGCACAAUGUGUUUUCCACACCUUUGUGGUGGCAAGUUCAAGGUUUCUUCAUUCCAGAGUUAUUGUACUAUAGCCGAUAGAAACAUCUUCUGAGAAUUAACAUUUCUGCCAGCAGGGCAGGAGGAUUUUACCCUGGGAGCAGUGAUUUCAUACAUGUUAAAAUUUCUACCAGUCUGGAAAUGAUUACUGUUUUUUACGGAUGUUUCUCUGUGUACAUAUUUAUAGGCUAUACAGCAACUGAGUAAUCACCUUCAAAUGAGUCAAAAUGUUUGAAUGCGACCUCCGUUGCUGUGUGAAUAUUUUCUAUCUGGAAGAAUACGGACCUGCAGUUACCAGUCAGGCAAUUCCUGAUUUUAAAGUUUUAUAUCAUUGCUGGCGGGCAGAAAUGAAAAAUAGUCACUGGUGGGAAUACUGUAUAGACGUGGCAAUAAAUGCAAUACCUUUUUAUGAAUAAGGUAUAAGGCAAGCUACAACAGAUUUGUUGAUUUGGGUAGGAUAUGUGCCUAAUCUGUGGGCUUUUCAUUCGAGCACUCUCCAAUUAACUGGGCUUUGAAACACCAAGGAAAAGGUGCUCUGCCAAUGUCUUCUUCCCGGUUUUAUUUCAGCAGAAACAGAGAAAGGCCAUCAAAAUUGGUAAAAUCAAAUGAAAUUCAUCUUCAGAAUGAUGUUUGAGCUGAGAUUUGGCUCAAAUAUGAGCUGAAGUUUUGCCCUUUUUUUAAAGAUAGUUGUAGAUAAAUUUUUUAACGCUUGGAAGUUCAGUUUUAUAUUUUUAGUGUAAGACUACUCAACCUUAAGAUUAAGGUUUGUUAUGACUCCGUUAAGAAUACAAUGCUUAACUAUUGAAUGCACUACUUUUUGAGCUGUUUGCUAUCAGCAAGUCAUGUGUUUCAUGAAAACUUUUAUGGAACUAAGCAACGUUAAACUUCCUAAAUUGGGAGAGAAGCACAACUAGUAGCCAGACCACUAUGGUAAAGGGAGACUGUGUGUUGUAUAUGUGUUGUAUAUAUCCAGAAUGUCUACCCUUUCAAGGGUGUACGGUAAAAUGUCUUAAAUUUAUACAUGUUUUUCUUUCUUUUAUUUCUACGGUGGGAUUUCAUAGAAGUAGGGAAACGUGAGUAACUCAUUAUGUAGAAGAGCAAUAAUUUAAGACACAGAAAACAUUUUGCAAACAAUUUUUCUUCUUUAAGUGUUUUCUGUUUACAGUAGCAAAGUGUUAUUUGAAACUCUUUGAGGCAAACGUUUUGAGGGAGACACUUACGUUGACAGUGCAUGUGUUUAAUUAGUGUUUACAUUUGGGUCAGAGCUCUGCUUUUGAGGCCACCUCCUGCCAUCCCAGUUCACCAGGGUUUGGCCUGUGUCAUCGUGGAGCAUCU